Messenger RNA from Zea mays, 1617 nucleotides. Its product is annotated as DAG protein. Gene Ontology annotation, biological process: mitochondrial mRNA modification; cytidine to uridine editing. The transcript is spliced from 4 exons. NCBI's taxonomy places the organism in Eukaryota, Viridiplantae, Streptophyta, Magnoliopsida, Poales, Poaceae. The coding region runs from base 98 to 1330 and encodes 410 amino acids. Gene Ontology annotation, cellular component: mitochondrion. The record is from RefSeq and is marked validated.
AGGUGCGGCUUAAACCCUUAUCGCCACCAGUGGCCGCGUCCUCUUCAUUUCCGCCAUCCGUAUCGUCUCCCUAGGGUUUGGCACUUUGGCCGCCGCCAUGGCGUCGGCGUCGCGUGCGCUCCUCCUCUCCCGUGCGCUCCAGGCCGGCGCGUCUCGCCGCGUCCCCGCCCUCCUGCGCCCGGUCGCUGCGGCCGCGAGCCUCCUCCCAGCGGUGGCGGGGCCGGCAGGGGCCGCCCUCGGCGCUAGGGUGCGGUGCUUCGCGACCCAGCCGGCGACGUCCUCGCUGCGGGACUCGUCCCCAAACUGGAGCAAUCGCCCGCCCAAGGAGACGAUCCUCCUCGACGGCUGCGACUUCGAGCACUGGCUCGUCAUCAUGGAGCCGCCGCCUGGUGACGCCUCCAACCCCGACAUCACACGCGACGAGAUCAUCGAUAGCUAUAUCAAGACUCUCGCCCAAGUCGUCGGGAGUGAGGAAGAAGCUAGGCAAAAGAUAUACUCUGUAUCGACUCGUCAUUACUUUGGCUUUGGUGCUCUUGUAUCUGAGGAACUUUCUUACAAACUGAAAGAAAUUCCCAAGGUCCGCUGGGUUCUUCCUGAUUCAUACUUGGAUGUCAAAAACAAGGACUAUGGAGGCGAACCCUUCAUAAAUGGGCAAGCUGUUCCUUAUGAUCCUAAAUAUCAUGAAGAGUGGGUGAGAAACAAUGCCCGUGCCAAUGACAGAAACCGGCGCAAUGAUAGGCCUCGCAACUUUGACAGGUCAAGGAACUUUGACAGGAGAAGGGAGAACAUGCAAAACUACCAGAACAGAGAUGGGCCUCCUGCCCAAGGUUUCAAUGGCCCCCCACCUCCACCUGGCCAGAACCAGAUGCCAUCCCACCAUAGUCAGGGCAACAUGUCUCCGCAACCACCACAUGCUGGUGGUGGCCAACCAAACUAUCAGCCCCAAAUGCAAAACCCACAGACGGGCUACAACCCUGGCGGUGCUCCUCACUACCAGCAAGGUGCUGCUCCUGGCUACCAAGGUGGACCUCCGGGGUAUCAAGGUGGUUACCAAGGGAACCCAGGCCCUGCCUACCAAGGUGGUAACACUGGUUAUCAAGGUGGCAACCCACCACCUCCCUACCAAGGAAGCAACCCACCACCUCCUUACCAGGGAGGCAGCCCACCAGGGCCACCACCUCCCUACCGAGGAGGCAGCCCACCAGGGCCACCACCUCCCUACCGAGGAGGCAACCCCAACGUACCGCCAUAUUCGGGUGGUGGCAAUCCUGGCUACCCUGGUGGCAGCCCUGGCUACCAGGGUCAAGGAGGCAACUCCAACUUCCAGUGAACAUGACCACGAGUACUAAGUUGGCACCCCUGUUUCAGAGUAGCCUUCUGCAAGAGAUGGUGCGCCGUAGCCUAGCAUAAAUCGAACCCUUGUUGCUAUCGGAUUUUCAUGGAUUGUCGCUGUUUGCACUUAAUGUUCUAUAUAUAGUACUCAAAACUAUGCUUGGUGUCUGAGUGAUGUACGUGGAAUUCUGAAACUAUGGAUCAGCUCUUGUGUGCACUUGCUGAACCAGAUACCCAGCAGUAAGCUUUUGUUUGUUCGUUUUGAGUGGUUGGUUAACCACAUAC